AUGGAAAAGGAAGCAUCUGCUGAAGCUCGGAAAACCACCCAAGAAUCUAUAGUUAAAGAAGAGGUAUGCAGUGUUUGUUUGCUUUUUGGCAUGUUAUUUUGAAGUAACUUAGUUAUUGUGAUCAAAUACUGGGCUUAGUACUGCAUAAUAGCGUAUGCAAAUGCUAUGUAUCCUACUGUGAUAAUGGGAAAGCAGCCCCUUUAUAUGACUUAGCAAGACCAUUUCCCAUCAUCCAGAGAUCUUGCCAUUCCAGCCUUUUGUCAGGAUAGCUGUUUUGCUUUGGGAGGUUAUUCUGUCUAGGUACCAAAAGUUUGGAAGCUGUUAUGAGAUGAAUUAGAAAUAAGAAAGCAUAUGCAUCAAAGUCCUUAUAGUGUGUGUCUGCACUGCAGCUAUAAACAUAACCACAUUUAAUCAAUCAAUUCAUAUUUUUAAUUUUCUUUUAUACUUCUAUUCCGUUAUUCACCAAAUGGUUCAAGGGUGGGUUACAAACAUAGGGAACAAGUUGUACUGAACACAGCCCAGCUUGCUUUUGAGCAAACAUGCAUCACACUGUCCCAUUGAAAUUAAUGGCAAUCUAAUGCUCUUCAACAUGACCUUAAUUGCUCUGAAGACGUUUGUGUUAUAUUAAGUGAGUUGUGCGUUGGUAAUCAAAUUUCUGUUGAUUCUUAAGAAUCAAGAGCAGGGUUCAUGGAGUUCCUCAUGUAACAUCCACCUGACUUCUUGAUGUGUCUAGUAAGAUGGGACUGCCUCAGUGUGCAGAAAUCCGGUGUCCAUUAGAGGGACUUGUUAAUAAUCUGUAAUAUUUUUCAUGCUUAGCUUCCUCUUAAUUGAUCUUCUUGACCUCUUGCUUGCCUGGUGCAUUUUUGCCACUUCAGUCCCGCUACAUUUGAUGGCCCAUGUAAUGUCCAGUUUACCUACCUCUUUCCACCUAUCAAUCACAUGCCCGUGGGUUGCUGUGAGUAGUUGGGGUAAUGAUUUAAGCUUGUGUCACAACAGUGUAGGGGGUCACAAUAAAUCUCUCUCUAGUCCUUCAUAUCUUUUGUGUAACGUUGUGUAACAUUUCAAACAAUUGCUCAGUCAUUACAUGUCUGGUGUGAGUGUGUCAAGUGUGACCAGGGCAGAAGAGGAAUUUUAUGUUUUUUCUCCCUUAGUGAUUAAGUUGUUGUUAUUUACUACAUUCUAGGCAACAGUUCUCUGGAGAGUCCACAGAUCUAAACCAUUUUAAAAUAAACUUAAUUUCCACAAAACCUGAUUUCUGAGUUCAGCAUAGCCUCCUGUUACUUAUGAAAUCAGCUCAAUAGCUCUUUUCUCAUGGUGUUGCUUAUAUGCCUUUCAUUUGUACCUCUGAAUGUACCUAUAACCACAGUUAUUGAUACUUAACCAUACAGUCAUAGGUAUGUUUACCUGGAAUUUAGUCCUAGUACAUUCAGUGGGACUUACUCCCAGGUAAGUGUGCAUAGGAUUGUAGCCCUGAGCUCCUACUCACUUGCCUUUUCCUGUUGCCUCUCUUUUUGAUUCCUGCUGUUCCUUCUUAUUGUUGUCUUCUUUUCUAUUUUUUUCCUUCCUAACUGCAGUGUCUCAUUCUAAAGUCAUGAAGGAUUGCUGUGGCUCAGUGGCUUCCUUCCAUUCACUGGCCACACCUGCUCUGUCAAUAGAUAAAGCAUUAGUGUGAUGUCCUUGGGGUCCUACAAUAAAGCCCUGGCUUCUAUGGGUCACUGGGUAAGCCAAAGUAACUAGGUGUCUAGUAACUCAGGUUCACACUCACCAUAAAAUUAUCCAAAAUACACUUCUGUCAACACCCACUGAAGUGCAGAAUAGUAGGACUUUCCUAAGUAUGUUCAUCUGUGCAGAUGAAAGCAAGAACAUGAGGUGGAAUUCAACCAGACCACAAUUCAUCAAGUAUUUGAACCAACUAUUGUAUUUAUCUAGAAAAGUCAUUCGGUGGAAGGGGUAGCCAACUUGAUGGCCGCCUGAUAUUGUUGGACUACAACUCCUAUCAGCCCUACCCAGCAUGGCCAGUGUUGAGGGGUGAUGGGAACUGUAGUUCAUCAUCUACAGGCCAUCAUGCUGGUGAACUCUACAAUAAAUAGGAAAUAAUGUUUCUGCCUAAUGCAGAAACUCCCUGCUCCACUAUCAGCCUUUGUUCCAGGUCCUUUUCACCUGACUCCUCCAACUGUCAUUCUUAACUAACACUCCUUAUUUGCCACUCACCUUGAUUCAACCCACCAUUCUGUCUCACUCUUCACUUCUCUUCUCCCACACAUUCUUCUAAUAGGACUAGUACUAAAAUUCUUCUCUCCAACAAGAAUGUAAGAACCACCUUGCUGGAUCAGACUGAAAUCCAGCUCAUCCAGCACUGUUUGCCAACAACUAGAGAUAACAAGUGAAAGCUCACAAAGGUGGUGGCCAUUUGUUCAUUGAGUGUGGUGUGCAAUAAGCAAAAAACAAAAUUAAAAUAAUUUGGGCAUCUUGAAGGGACUGCUGCUGUUUAGGUCACACAGAUCCGGUGUUUCAGUCUCAUCACAGUGUGAUGAGAGCAGAGUACUCUUGAAUUUGGUUUCAUACCAUUCCGCCUUUGUUGGGCAACCUUUGCUUUGAGAGAAAAUGCAAGUCCAUUUCACCAUUUCAUAGUGUAGUGGUGGGUGACCUGUGGCCCUCCAGAUGUUGUUGGAAUCCAACUACCAUCAGCCUCAGCUAGCACAGCCAGUGGUCAGGAAUGGUGGGUGCUGUAACGCAGCAGAAUCUGCAAGGUCAGAGGUUUCCUAUCCCUGCCAUAGUAAGCAAUUCUGUAUUUGGUUCACUUGAGGAUUUCCCCCUUGCCUUUGAUUGAAAUUCUAGUACUCUCUGUAGAAAAUGACCAUGUUGUAAAAAGAACAGUGCCAAAUUAUUCCAUAUAUUGUUGAUUCAGGCCGUUUUUAAAAAUGCCCUCAAUAGUUAAUGUUCGUAAAGAUUGCUUCCUGUUCAGGGCAUAUGAUCCUUUUCCAAGAGCACAUGAGAAAAUUAUAGGGGGCUCCCUUUACUUUGAACUUGCACACAUCUCUGUGUUCACAGCAAAUAGUUCUUCAUUCAUUGAAUGUAAUGCAAAUACUUUGGUAAUGCCUACCAUUUUGGAAAUGGCAAAACAGCAAAACUAUUGUCUUCCUUCAUCUAUGAGUAAAAUCCUGCCAUUACUGAACUGAAAGAUAAUGCUGAUGAUGACUUCAGUUUUCCAUAUUAGCUGUAACCACAGUGGAGGCAGUUUUCAUAGUUGUUCCAAAUCAUCAUCUUUGUGGUGAAAAUAAAGGGGUCAUAGGAGAUAGGUCGAUAAAGAUGGUCAACCCAGUUUGCAGCAGUUUUGGAAAAGCUUGAAUCCUGCUUGCUAAUUUUCCAUGGGCAUCUGAUUGGCCACUGUGAGAACAGGCUGCUAGAUUUAGAUGGGCCAUUAGCCGGACCCAGCAGGCUUUUCUUAAGUUUUUAAAAUGUUUUAAGUGAUUUUUUUCCCCUCAAGACGAUUGCAGAAAGAAAAUGGGUGAAGCUUGAGCAGACAACUUACAUUGACCCUGAAGGUCAAACAAGGUAAUCAUUUUUACCUAUUAGCUGUUUUCUAAACCAUGGGGGUUUUAAAUAGUGUUCUAAGGAAUAGGUAAAGGGACCCCUGACUAUUAGGUCCAGUCGUGGCCGACUCUGGGGUUGCGGCGCUCCUCUCGCUUUAUUGGCCGAGGUAGCCGGCGUACAGCUUCCGGGUCAUGUGGCCGGCAUGACUAAGCCGCUUCUGGCGAACCAGAGCAGCGCACGGAAACAGCGUUUACCUUCCUGCCAGAGCGGUUCCUAUUUAUCUACUUGCACUUUGACGUGCUUUUGAACUGCUAGGUUGGCAGGAGCAGGGACUGAGCUAGUGUUCUAGGGAGCUCUUUAAUAGUGUUCUAGGGAAUUCUAGGGAGUUCACAUAGGGUUCUUGAUUGAGGACACCAGUGGUGAUGGACAAAUCCCAUCAAAUUGCAAGACAAAUUGCCUAUUCCUCUCUAUCUGCCCUUGCAGCACAUCUCCACAGGAGAGAGUUGGAUGUGUGCAUAGUUUAUGCUGGGCAUUUGUGAGUCACAGUAGGCUGGGCCAGCACUCUGCAUGAAGUAGGGUGCCCAGAUGCAAAAGGGCAUGUGGAAGGGGGAAUUUCAGCAGGUAUAGCUUGCAUGACAUGCCACACCUACUGAAAUUUCCUAUUUUACACAACUAUUAAAGGUGCAGGUGCCCCCCCCUUCAUGAUAGGGUAAUCAUGAGCUGGCUCCUCAGACAACACCCCAGAAUUCUCUGCAGAUAUUCAUGGCCUAAUAAACCAUGCUUUGUUAGCCAGCAAAACUUCAUCUGAACAGCCCUGCUUCUUUUACUGUAAUUCAGUUUUUUUCAAUUGUCUCAAUUUCUUACUCAUAUUUAUGUUUCAUUGGAACACAGAAAAGCCACAGAUUAUGGAGUUGGCCUUAAAAGUAAUCUACUUGAGAAUCUUGUCUUUCAUUAAAAAGAAAGAAGAAAGUUUCUCAUCUAUUUGCAUAAGUUUUCCUGAAAGUUUUUAGCAAUGCCUAAUGUAUAUUGAAAGUUCCUAGCUGAGAGUUGGGAGGGCCCUCUUUGUGAGACAAGGAUUAAGAUCUACUUUUGAGACAGGGAUUUGUCUUUUCUUUGCUCUUUUUAUUUUUAUUUAGAUUUGUUUUUUAUUGUAUGAUGACAAAGUUUCAUUAAAAAUUAUGGGGGGGGGGAGGGAGAGAAAGUUAGAGCCGAGGUCGCUCAAUAUUUCUAGUGCUCAGAGGUCAGGACUUAUGAUCUGGAGCUUCUUCCUGUGACUAGUGAAAGCAGAAUGAACUAUGCAACACUGGGAAGAAAUGCUGCAUCGAUUGGGCAAAAAAGAGGUCACAUUUGUUUGCAUAAUUUAUUCCAGCUGCAGAAUUCUGCAUUUGUUAGAGUCACUUGGUGCAUACCUUUGAUUAUUAUUUUUUAACAUUUUAACAUUUUUUUAGCAUAUACUCAGCCUUGAUUAUGCUUUGAGAGAUUUUUGUCAUGAAGGAAAAAAUUUCUCUGUGACAUCAGCAAGAACUCCGUUCUUGAAGUGCCUUAGGACGUAGAGUGAGGUAUUAUAACAGUAAUAAUGAUUAACAUCUCAUUUUGGGAACCAACAUGUUUACAUUGACAUCUAUCUUCUUCCCAUCUCCUCCUUUCUAUUGAAUAGAGUAUGGGAAUCUGUGAAGCGUACUACCAGAAAAGAGGGGGUUUCUGCUGAUGGUGAGCAAGUCUUUACAUUGACAAACACAAAACACCUCUUACUUCACUGGCUGCUGAGAGUCUCCUAAUGUUAGAUAAGCUGGGGACAUACAUGAGAGAACACCAAUAUAUAUGGAAAUAUUGAUUGUAGAGAUUAUUGGUCCUUCACCAAUUUCAGGCAAGUAUUUUAUCAUCGUUGAAAUUUAUAAUAAUUAUAAUGAUGGCUUCCAUUUUCAUUCAGUAGCUAGUAAUUCAUAAUAGUGGCUGUAUGUGUGAACAGGCCCCCAGGCAUGCCCUCAAAGCUAAGUGACCUGCCAGUCUUCCCUUCCCCACCUUUUAUCAUCAGAGCGUGGAAAGGAAGAUGCAAAACAGUGUGGUCUAGUACCCGCUUGGAUACUUGUGGAUAGUAAGCCACAGCAGCACUGUUAAGAUGGUUUGAAAAAGGAGCCAUAUGAAUUUCCUAAACUAAUGUUUGUUUCCAGUUGUGUUCUGGAGAAUCCUGGUGUUCAUUAAAAGCUUCUUCAGAGCUAUAAUCAGGAAUGGCAGACUGGCUUCUCUGAUAAACAGCUUGCCACCUAUUCCAAUCUUCCCCUAUGAUUGGCAGCUGCAGUGGAGUGUUGGAUGGUUAUCUUCUCCAUUCACCUAUGUGGAUGGUAUGACCCAACAGGUCAAACCAAGCACCUUAUGUGAACUGAGGAUAUGCCCUAAAUCAUCUUCCAGAAUCCUCUGCAACAUUCAGGGCUUCCAAGUAGAUACUGAAAUUGUUCCCUCAAGGGAGAAAGUGUGAAAACCAUUACUCUGAAACUGAUAACAUGGACACAACCAUCAAGUACACUGCAUGAGAUACCUUGAGUGAGUUACUGAUCUUUGUCGGUUUCAGUGCAGCCAUGUUUUUGCAAGUUCCUUCUCUGUAUUGGCAGGUGUUGCUGUUAUUCCAGUGUUGCAAAGAACUCUUCACUAUGACUGUGUUGUCCUAGUGAAGCAAUUUAGGCCUCCCAUGGGAAACUACUGCUUGGAAUUCCCUGCAGGUAGGUGGUUCACCUCAGCUUCCUUGUUAAUUUUAAGGUAUUUAAAAUUGUGAGAGAGGCACUAGCUGUUUCUUGGGAUGCUUAUAUGUUUGGAAAUAGGCCACAAGUCCUGUGUUGCAAACCCCUUAGGAUAAAUUCUUUCAGUGGUAUUGCACCCUGGACAUAUCUGCACAUUACUAUUUCUGAUUUUAUCAGAAUUAAUGCCUUGUAACUAGGAAUGGAGGAGAACUUUAUUUGGUGUGCCCUUUUAAGUGAGCAGGCCUAUUUUACACCUUCCUGACUAAGACACAGAUUAGAACACAAUUAUCCUUUUGAUCUUGCACUUCUCUGAACUUUGCAAUACAUUUUUUUUGUUGGGGGGGAAAAUCAAUGUGUAAAAAUGAGUAUUUUAGGAUAAAGUGCAUUCAGAAAGGCAUUGAGGAAAAAGACAUUUAAAUAUGUUCUUAUAUACAAGUUUUUUUAAAAAAAGAAAAUCAGAGAUGAAUGUGGAAAGUGGAUGGAAGACACUUACAAAUGAACCCAUGUCAAAUUGAUAGGGACAGAAAUGGGCUGUGCAUGUAACAAGAGCCAGACUAGGAAGUAAUUGCUUAAAACAGUUGAGAGCAGCAAGGAAUGUUGAGAGGGAAGGUCAACUUUCACUUGCCUUCCCUUCACACUUCUUUUUGGCAAACAGGCCAAGUAUUGUGUAAGAUACAUGCAUUUGUCCUACAGAUCUAGUCUGGUAUGGAGCCUCAGGAUUCUAAACAUGCCCCCGUAGUCUGUACUCUUCACAACUUGUGUGCCCCAUCCUGUGAAGAAUCUUGCUGGUAUCAUGAGAUUGGCUUUUUAAUGCAUAUGUAUAAUGCAUUUAGGGACGCGGGUGGCGCUGUGGGUUAAACCACAGAGCCUAGGACUUGCCGAUCCAAAGGUCGGCAGUUUGAAUCCCCGCGACGGUGUGAGCUCCCGUUGUUUGGUCCCAGCUCCUGCCAACGUAGCAGUUCAAAAGCAGGUCAAAGUGCAAGUAGGUGAAUAGGUACCACUCCGGCGGGAAGGUAAACAGCGUUUCCGUGCGCUGCUUUGGUUCACCAGAAGCGGCUUAGUCAUGCUGGCCACAUGACCCGGAAGUUGUACGCCGGCUCCCUCGGCCAAUAAAGUGAGAUGAGCGCCGCAACCUCAGAGUCGGUCAUGACUGGAGCUAAUGGUCAGGGGUCCCUUUACCUUUACCUGUAAUGCAUUUUAAUAAUUAGAGUAGUGAUAGGGAGAACCUGUGGGCCUCUACAUGUUGUAUGCCAGCUCUCAUCAUCCCUGAUCGUCAGUCACUUUGGCUGGGGCAUAUGGGAGUUGUAACAAAAUUUCGAGGGCGCCAGAUUCCCCAUCCAUGAAUUAGAACAUUUAUCUUGCCACUAAGUCUUGUGCUUUCUUCCUAGCCAUGCCAAUGUCGUCACUCCCCCCCCCCCCCAAAAAAGUCCAUUUACCAUUGCUGAUCUUAGUUACAAUUCAACCUUUACAUCACAGGUCUAAUUGAUAGCAAUGAAACCCCAGAAAGUGCUGCUUUACGUGAGCUGGAGGAAGAAACAGGAUACAAAGGGGAGAUCCUUGAAUGCUCUCCAGGUAACUUCUGUAUUUUGUCUUGACUGUUUGGAUGGAAAAUGUUGAUGCAUGUCCUUUUAUGGAACACUUUGGAAUGCUCAAAGAGCUUGCAGUUAUCAAACAUAACUGCCAUACCAUAAAUGCUGUCUAAUUAUUUUCUAAUAAAUGCAUGCUGGAACAUUUCACCAGUGCAAAGAGGAAUGCCCUAGUAAACUCUGGGCAUAUCUAUGAAGGUGCUGAUGUAACUGGUCAGAACACUUGCAACAUUUGGGGGCUUUUCAGCUGAGAAAAAGGGAGAAGGGCAGGACAUGAGGAACAUUAUGUGGGGAAAGUGGAUAGGGAGAAAGUUUAUUCCCCCCUCCUCUCAUACCAGAGCCCAGGAUCAUUCAAUAAAGCUAAGUGGUUAGAAGCUCAGGACAGAUGAAAUGAAGUACUUUCCCCAAACUGAGCCCAUCUAGGAGAAGGAAAACUGAUCCUAAACCUCUGCUGCCUUGCAGGAUAUUUUGGGGAGAAGAAAGGGCUAAGGUGUAAAUCCUACACAAAUUUGGAGCAGAGUCCCUAAGAUGGUUGGAUGGCGCCUUGUCUGCCUCCUCCCGCAGCCAAGCUGGUGCCAAAUGUAUUGCUCCGCUUUCCUUUGAACCACAUCAGUGAGGCUGAGAUGGGAGUCUUGUUAUCUGGGCAGCCCAGGGCCUCCAGACACACUACCCAGGCUUGCUCCCCAGAGAGGUCACUUGAGUGCUGCUAAUGUAGCGGUUUGCCUACCCCCAGAGGCACACACAUUGUCUCUCAAGACAGAUGGAUCCCACCAACAACUGGUUGCUGUAAAAUGCUUGGCUAUCUAGUUUCUGAAUUCCACGUAUUUCUCUGGCUUGCUGGAACUAGAGGAUCUGAGCGUAUGCACAGUGGUCCCUAGUCUUCGGCGGCACAUUAGAGUUGUUUAUCUAGUUCUUAAUUAGGAGCAGAUUCUGUGAUAUUCCUUCUGUGUCUUUGAGAACAAAUGUGUAUUAGCAUGUCAGACGAAUAACUGAAGAAUGAUGCUUUCUGUAGCUUUGUGCUUGGAUCCUGGAUUGACUAACUGUGCAUCACACAUUGCAACAGUCACCAUUAAUGGAGAUAUUCCUGCCAAUCUGAAGCCCAAACAAAAACCAGGUGAGUCCACCACUUGAUAUAAUCUUCUCUUAUUCUUGUAUCAAAACAUUUUCAGUGCCCUAUUUGAAACACCCUGUAUUUAUACACAUAUAUUAAAGUGAAAUUUCUGUUCAUGUUGGUGUCUUUCUGCAAGGAGCCAAACAUAAAUCCUCAAUAUAAGAGUUGUCAAUGUUAUACCUAAUAGCCAGAAAGCAGGAGUCAUUGUGUGCUUUAUGGGAAAUACUGUAGUAGCAUUUCUGUGGACUGUCCUAUUUACAGGAUGCAAGUGAGGCUUGCACAGUGUGACUACUGCUCCACUUUAAGAGCAUAUAUAGUAUAAUUAACGCAUUUUUAAAAAAGGAUCUCCAGGCUCUGCAGACUGAAGUUGUGCCCUUCAGAGUUCCUCCACUGCUUGGCACAAAUACAGUGGUACCUCGGGUUAAGAACUUAUUUCGUUCUGGAGGUCCGUUCUUAACCUGAAACUGUUCUUAACCUGAGGUACCACUUUAGCUAAUGGGGCCUCCCGCUGCCGCCGCGUCACCACCAUGCGAUUUCUGUUCUCAUUCUGAAGCAAAGUUCUUAACCCAAGGUACUAUUUCAGGGAUAGCAGAGUCUGUAACCUGAAGCGUCUGUAACCCGAGGUACCACUGUACAGAAAUACAGAUAAGAUAAGAAACAAAGUAGCAUGGUAGCUCUUGAACUGUCUGGGAGCUGCAUAAGCCUAAAUUCAAGAAGGUGCAGUAGAUAUUAAGAGUUUGCCUCCCCCUUAGUCUCACCCCCCCCCUUUUAGCUGCAUGGGAAGAAGGGUUCAGUAUGUGGGGAUCCAGGGCAGGGGGCUUCCUUGGUCUGAGGGAAGCAGCCACAGUUUAUCUGGUAGGAAGCUGUGGAGAUUGAAGAGAGGAGCCUUCGGGGGCAGAAGUGGAGGCAUCUUGGGUGUUCUGAGCCAGGGGAAUGUUAAUAUAAGUAAAUGUGGUGGCAGGCAUUGUGGCAAGGCUGUUUAGGAAGAGGCGAAACUGAAGGGUUGAGCUGUGUGGGGUUGCUAGAGACAGAAAAGUGCCCAAGUGUCCUGGAGCAUUUAGGGAGACAAUUCAGAUGAGUGGAUUUAGGCUUAAGAAGCAGAGCAGCCCUGGAGCCACACCAAGAAGCCUGGCUCAUGAUGUCCUGCAUGCUGAGUACCACCUCCCACCCUCCAUGUGUGCAGCACAAACAUCGGCACGGAGGGAGCCUUAGCACGUUUGCACUGUAUAUGCAGGCGCCAGGGACUGUGCCAUGCAACAGCAGGACUACUGGAUCCAACCCUGAUCCUGUACUGCUCCAUUCAGGAGCAUUAGCAGCUAUAUAGGACUAUGUUUCAAUAAUAUUGUGGAUAAAUUGUUCAGCAAGGAAGUCUGAUAUCAGAGUGAAAAACAGAAGUAUCUAGAGUCACAAACCUUAAUUCCCAUUGUGUUUAUGCUUUGUUUUGUAUAUGCAGAGGAAGGAGGUACGUUGUCUGCUUAAGUUCACUAUGGCUGGCAUCACAGAUAAGUAUGCUAGAUACUUCUGAAUAUUCCAGUGUAGUUUUGGCUCAAUAAAGCCCUUUUGUCUUUUAAGUUCAAUAGCUAUCUCUUUCUGGGUCACCCUAAUUUUUUCAGUAACACAUUGAGUAGUAUAGAAUUUUAAAAAUGUAGACUUCACUGGUGUAUUAAAAGAAGUUAAUCCCAUUUAGCAUGAUCUGCAGGAAAGGGAUCCAAAAUCAAUUUCCUUAAAAAGAAAAGUUGGGAACAAUGGGUUGGAUCCAAAAAACUGAGUGGAAAGAAAGCAAGACACUAGCACUGUUCUCCAAAUGGGUUGACACAGCCUGAGUAAUCGACCCAAACUUUUGCACCGCUGCUCUUCUUGUCUGUGAUGUCACACUGAGCUUUGGAGACACCUAGGAGAGUUGAUGGGAUUGUACAGACAAGCCCUUGCCUCUUUUUCACUCUGCGGUGGCAGGGGAGGACAUGGGCUUGACUGUUACACAAAGCUCAGUGUAUAGAUUUUUGGCUUUGUAGAGUAUGGAGGAAUCUCCCAGACUUUACACUGCCUUAGGAAAGGCUUGAAAAGCACCGAGAUCUUUUCCAGAGAAAUUACCCACUGUCUCCUAGUGUGGACAAAGAGGUGAUCUUGCUAUUACCACUUCUGAGGUGACAGAUAUAUAUUUGCGUAAUUCCACUUGUGUAAGAGUUCAUUACACACUGCUAUAAGUUCUCAUGCUUCCAUUUGUGCAAUUUUUUUGGAUUUACCUUCACUUUUAUUGCAUAACCCUGAAGGUAGAGGUGCAAAAUAGCCCUUUUGUUGUUAAGUUGCUUUGAGACUUUUUUAUGAAGUGACUAAGAAAUAAUAGUAAUAAUGAUGAUGAUGUUAUUGUUAUUCUGUAAGUGGGAGACACAGUCCAUGAGCAGAAGGACUUUUAUUUGGAUCCAGUCCCAUACUUCAUGCAACUACGUUUUGAACUAGGGAAGAGAUGAGGAAACCUGUGACCCUCCAAUUAUUAUUGGACUACAGUGCAUACCAGCCCACAUGGCCAAUGGUCAGGGAUGAUGGGAGAUGUAGUCUGAUAACACCUAGAGGGCCACAGGUCCACCCCUCAGAACUAAAGUUUCCAUUAUUUCUAGGAUAGUGUUUUCGCAGGUAAAAAUCAACAGACCUCAACUGCAAUGUUGUGAUCUCCUUUUAACCGAGGAGUCAGAAACUGGUGACGCCUCUGACUAAUCUAGUCCUCCAAAUCCUAGAUCAUGUGUACCGUAAAAUAACUGCCUUCAAUAUUGGCAACAGAACACCUCUUUCUGAUUCCUGGUGACCCAAACACUUGCCAUUGUCUACCUCUGCCCACCAUUACUCAACACUAAGGGGAGUAAGCAGUUUUUUGCAGAAACAGCUGGCCUUGGGUGGAGGAGCGAAGUACUGUGAAUAGGAGGCAUAGUCAUGUCAGCAUAACAUGAAUGGGGCUGGUUGUAGCUCACUGGCUUUCCUUAUAAGUUUCAGUAUAUGUGAAACUCAUCUUAUUUUCAGCUCUAGACUAAAAGGGGAGUCACCUUGUGGAAUAGAGUAGAAAUUAUGUAAUGCGUAAUUUUCUUUCUUUCCCCUCCCUCAGAAUUUGUAGAAGUUGUUACACUACCAAAGAAUGAUUUAUUGCAGAGAAUUGAGGGUAAGUACCAUCACUGAAGAAAAGAUUCAUGAAAAUUGAAAUGGUGGCAGAGUUUGCAAAAUCAGGGCCUUCUAAAAGGAUUUUCUGAGAAUGAAGCAUAUUUUUCUUGAAUGCCAGGGAAGAUUCCCAAUAGGAGACCUAUUUCAUUACCUGGCAUCAGUCUUCUGAGCAGGGAUGCUUAGCUACACCUACAUAUUACCCUCCAAAAUAUCACAGCAAACCGUUAUUUCAUUCAUACAUCCUUGAAAACUUGUGAAGUAGAAGGUUGAGGCAGGAUUUCAUGUCCCUGUGGAACUGCACCUAUUAGCUGCAUCACUGGCAAGAAGAACAGACCUGCUUGUGAGCAUAGCAAAACUGAAGGGGGGAAAGAAGCAAGACGGACAGGAACAAAUAAAAUACAUAAAAUAUACAAUAUGUGGGGGGGGGGGCAAAAGGAGAAGAGUGGAGGAGGUAACUGAAAACCCUGAGAGGUAAAAAAAGACUGUGUGUGUGAGUGGUUUAGUCAUUGGCCGUAUUUUUUAAAAAGAGGCCUGAGUUUAAAAAGGAAUUUUAAGCAUUAGCUCAAGUGUUUUGCAAAGGGCUGUUCUCUCCUGUGUUUCCCUCUGCUGUUUUUCCUCCAAACCACUAUAGUUCCUUUAAAAAAGAAACAACCUCAAGGAUUUUAGAGCCAAACUGCAUCAUCAAUAGAAUGAUAUGGCUGAACUCUUGAGGCUGGGGGUGGGAUGUCUGGCUGCUCUGCCAGCUUUAAAACAAAACAGCAAAGUCUUCCUGCGUCUGGAAGAGGGGUGGGAAACCUUUUGGCUUGAGAGCCACAUUUCUUUUUGGGCACCUCACAAAAGAGGGUGAUGAAAUGACUGUGAAUGUUACCAUUGUACUGCAGGCUGGAUUCUACACACGCUCUUCUCUGACCUCCAGCCAGGCAAGCAAGAGUUGGUACUGGAGGUCAAGGAUUUUCCAAAUUCAUGAUGGAGGGGAUGCAUCCCAAAGGCCAGCUAGGGAGGCCUGGAGGUCAGCAUUUGAUUCUCACUGCAGGCCUGAGAUUCCUCGUCCCUGAUAUGGAAAAUCAGGGGAAAGGCAUGGUGGAUUUUUUAAAAUCUAUGGUGCAAUCAGACUUGGUUUUCCUUCUUCUGCAGCAUUAAGAGGUACAGCCCAAGAGCUGUAUUACGCUGCACUGCCUUAUAACAGUGGGGGGGGGGAGUGUGCACUCUCCUCUGUAUCGCUGUUCUAGUGGUCAUCUUACUCAGUUUUAUAUGACUUUAAGACCAAACAUCUUGGUAAAAUUUAAGUACAAUUGUACCUUGGAAGUCGAUCGGAAUUUGUUCCGGAAGUCUGAUCAACUUCCAAAACGUUUGGAAAGCAAAGCACGGCUCCUGCAGCCAAUCGGAAUCUGCGGAAGCCCCGUCGGACUUUAGGCUUCCAAAAAUAGUUUGCAGACCGACUUCCGGGGUGGCGCCAUCGGCAAUGGCGGACUCCCUCUGAACUGGAGGGACUAGCUCCGCGGGAAACGGGUCUUCUCCGCUACGGCGAAGCGGGGACCCUUUCAAAAAUCACAGGCGGAUGAAGCCUGUGACCAUGGGACUCGGCGGGCACCUUUAGCGCCCCCCCCAACUCGCAAAGGAACCCACUAACGGGCUCCGAAGUGAAGAGGGGGAAGUGGCGCGGUGCUGUGAGUCAACUGCUAUUUCCGUGGAGCGAAGCCGCAUAGCCCUUGCCGGAGAGCGCUGCCCUUUUCCUGGGACAAUUUGGACUCUAAAAUAAGCACCCGUGAGUACUUAGACUUUGAACAACUGGACAUUAGAUGGGGACUUGCGAGCAGAAAGGAAUUGGAUUUUAAAAAUCUAUUUCAAUUUGGUACGGAACAGGAAGGUCUAAACAGGAAGUCAGCCUUCCGUUCUUCUGUAGAUAGAAUAAAGCAAAGACAACGUAAACUAGAGCUCAGAAAAUCGCUUUUAAAGGAUUGGAUUUCAUCAUUUAAAAUUGUGGAACCCCCCUUCGACAGCAGGAGAAGAAGGGGGAUCUUUUUCGGACUGUUUAAAGUGAGUUUAAAGUAAAGCAACUUUCCUCCGUCCUGAUCCUGGAGCGGGGUGUCAGGACUGACGUUUGAAGUUCAUUGACCAGAGACAAACGUUUUUGACAGAUAGCUAAAAGAAGAGAAACAUAGUGAUUCCACUGUUUCCCUUCGCAUUUCAAAGGAACAAAUAUUGACAAGGUAUCUCAAAAAGGAAAACUUUGUUGCAAGAUCAAAUAGAAGUUUUCCCCCUAGAGGGAGACUGUGAAACUGUAACCAACUCCAGGGAGCCGGCAGCUGUUUACAGACUACAAUCGUGGGAAUAGGCAUUUGACCUUGCAGGACAAUGUAUUCAGAAGCUUUGUUGUGUGCUUUCUACAAAACAAAUGCCCUACUGGAACAGUUACAUGAGAAGGUGAAUUUGAUGACGACUUUGACUAGAAAUUUCGAACACGCAGUGGGAAAUUUUGAACAGACAGUGGGAAAAUAUGUGGAGCCCACCCAGGAAUUAAAUCAGGAGUGUGUCCUGACAGAACAGGCCCAACAGGAAUAUGAGCUUUCGGAUUUGACAAAUGAACUUGGAAAAGCCAGAUUUGGAAAGAAAAAGUUUGGUUUGGCUUGGAAAUGGGGGGCUGGAUUGACCCCCCUAUGCAGGGAUGUUUGGACUUUUCAAAUCUGGCAAUGGGCCGUGAGAUGUUUGGGAUUGUGGGGGCUCUUAAUUUUGGAGGGUCUUUGAAACAUGCUUUUAAAUACCAUAUGGAAUUUAGUGCUGAAUAUGGAAAAGGGGCUGAUCUGUCGAGAAGGGUUAAAAAUAUUGCCAAGCUGGAGUUACCACGAGCAGGAGACAAGGGAAAAUACAGUUACAAAUAUGAAGAAGAGCUGCGAAAGGGACAUGGAAGAGACUUGAGGGCCUUGGAUAUAAGGUUGCCAGGUUAAUGGGCCAGAUCGAUGGGAUAAUAAGGACUGACUAAACCCGGAACCAGGAGGAAGGGACGUUGGAUGAAGAUUGGAUCUGUUUGUAUUUCUUUUUUCUACCAUUAGAACUGUUUUAUAAAAUUGAUGAAUGUCAGAAAAAUGUUGGAAUGAAAUUACUGGCUUUAGUAAAGAUGGUUAAAGAAUUAUGAAAGAAUAUUAUGGUUAUGAGAAGUUGGUAAGGAUAAGAUUUAAGUUAUAAGCUUUAAGGUUUAUUUCUUAUAGAAAGAUAAGAUCAAAACUGUUUAGGGUAAUGUAAUGACAGAAUAUUAUGAAAUAUGGAAAGGAUUUGCUGGGAUAAUUAAUAACUAGGAUACAAAGAAAGGGAGGAGGAGGAGGUCAAAGAAAGAAGGUAAUGACAGUUGAGGAUUCGAGAAUAAUGAAUUUGUUUUUAAAUGUUCUUAAAUUGUAUUUUUGUUUUUUCUUCUGUUUUUUUCUUUUUUUUUGAAUUUGUAUUUGUAUGGUUGGAAGGGGUUUGUUUGGUUUUUUCCCCUUCCUUUUCUACUUUGUUAACUAUUUUUAUUUUGUAUUCUCUUCUGCUUUUAUUUUAUGUUGUAACACUUUGAAAAUUUCAAUAAAUAUUUUAUUUAAAAAAAAAAAAUAGUUUGCAGACCGGAACAGUCACUUCCAGGUUUGUGGCGUUUGGGAACCAAAAUGUUGGAGACUCUAGUACGACUGUGGUCAUAUUCUCCUGACAAUUUAAGAUCACACAAUUCAGAGAGAGAUGAUUAUUUGUUGUUGUUGUUGAUUGAACUUGACGAGAACCACCCAGAAAACUUUGUUGAUUGGGCAGUUGGUUGGACAGCAUGGCCUUGGUUACCAAAUCCUGGCUCUGAGUGCAGGGUGGCACACAGUUGUUGUCGUUAUGUCCUGAAUGCUCCGUGUGCAGUCUGCCAGGGGGUGUGGGAAGCAGUGGCCAAGGCUGCUCCACUCACUUUCUGGCAGACCACCCAUGAGAAGAGCAUAUGAUUAUUUUUGCAGAUUUGCUUUUUCGCAACUACCACAUUGCAGAAGGUGCACGUAAAACCAAGUUGAACUCAGAUACAGUAGUUUCAACAAUGUUAAGUGCAUACAAUGCAAAGUUUUGUGGCCUGAAAGCAGAGUGUAAAAAAAUUAGCUCAGUCAGUACAGCCUAAGAUGUGAUCUCAGGGUCUUGGGUUUGAAGCCCCACAUGGGGCAGAAGAUUCUGGCAUUGUAGGAACCCUCAUGGUUCCGUCCAACUCUACGAUUCUAUUCUUUUAUUCUAACAAUACACGUUUCCUCAACAUAUGUGUGACUUGUGUUCUUUGGAACAUUGGAAUUAAACCAGUCUUGCUUAUACUACUUUAACAAAAUAUUUAUCUAUUUUUUCCAGAGCUGGUGUCAGAGGAGCACAUGAUAGUCGAUGCAAAAGUAUAUGCUUAUGCCUUGGCACUGAGGCACGCAACAGACCAACCAUUCCAAGUGCCAUUUAUGAAAUUCUAA
Molecule: messenger RNA, 16558 nt
Organism: Podarcis lilfordi (Lilford's wall lizard)
Lineage: Eukaryota; Metazoa; Chordata; Lepidosauria; Squamata; Lacertidae
Source: the annotation of a GenBank genome assembly